AUGGCGUGUCCAGGGGUCGCAAAUCAUUUUCCGCUGACGCCAAACCAGUCUAACAUAAUGAACAUUAUGGAAUUUAAUUCCAGCGAGGCCGGCGCCAUAUUUAUGGUAGAUAUUGAACAGGAUAUAUGGCAAAUGAGCAGACACUACUUGAUGGUAAGCCAUCGACGCUGCCCAUGGACACCCGAAACACCUAAGGAGUAUGUGUGCUUUGUCGGCCUUUCGGGUAUAAGGGUUUUGGAGAUUAAGGGAUUGGGGGAGGAGAAGAAGAACCUACCUUACCAACGGAACCUCACUCUCACGAUCAAACACAUUGUUGUGGUUGUUUCACGUCAGUUCUCUGUGAGGCCGCGGUAUCACACUGGUCGAGCCGUCCGUCAAGGCAUGGCGCUUCCACACUAG
Molecule: messenger RNA, 399 nt
Organism: Spodoptera exigua (beet armyworm)
Lineage: Eukaryota; Metazoa; Arthropoda; Insecta; Lepidoptera; Noctuidae
Source: the annotation of a GenBank genome assembly